CAGAUGGCAAGCAAUUUUUUUUGCUUGAUCUAUGUGGAAGUCUGAUAAAAUUUUUUGUUUACAGUUUUUAAAUUAGUUUAAGUGAAAUGGCCAAAAAGUUCUGCUACUCGGAGAAAAAGACCCUAGCGCGUAUUGAAAAAAAUCAGAAUCACCGUAAAGUUCGGGAUUCCCAAUUUGAGAAUGGUCAGGAUGCUGAGGAGGAGGAUGGUGAUGGCAGUAAGGCAAUGGGUCCAGAAAUGGCACCGCAGAAGUUGGGAGUUCUGAAGAACCUUGCCAACGGUUACUUGAAGUUGGUCCACGAAAUCGAGGCCAACCUCUGCCUGCUAGCGCCUCCUAUGGGCGAAGCUAAAUCAGAGCGUGAGGUGGGUGGGGAAAUCGCUCGAAAUACCGAAAUCGAAGAGGAUAUAUCGCAGUCUUCAGAGGAUACCACUUAUCCAGGAAUAGGCUUUGUGAAUUUGUAUAGGCGCAGUACUCACUUUGAGUGCUUGGGAAUUCCUAUAACUUCCUUGGAGCUGUUCUGUAUGGAGCGCCAAAGAAAUGCUGGCACUGAGGCGGCGGAUUCAUUGAAAUCUCUAGAUGAGCGGUUGAGUAAGGAGACCGAACGGGUUCCUAAGAGAAAUCCAUCGAAUACAGCCAAAAAUGAAAACAUCAUAGAAAAUACUUCUAAAUCUAAAUCUGUCAUAGAUCAGGAAACAGAAGCAAGACUCGAUGAGGAACUUGCAAAUCAAUGUUCAACGAUCGAGCUAUACCAGGAUUCGCCCACGGGUUCACAUUUUGAAAAUCCAAAGUCCGUGCACUCUACCAUGGAAUCUAAUAAAUGGGGAAAAUUUCCAGCUAAAAGUGGAAGCAUAAUUCUUGGUAAACGAACUAAAUCACCCAGUAAACGUCAAUAUACUAGGGAAAAAAUAAAAUCAUUAUGUCCAAAAAUUCGUGCAGUCGAUAGCUGCAGUGAAACGACCAAACCCAGAUGUCAUAUCGAUUUUAGGAACGUUGGUGGGCAGAAAUCUUCUAGAUUUAAGGAAAAGACCAGAAAUGCCAUGAUCAAUGAAUCGAAGUUGUUUCCAUCAUCAUCUAUCUGUAUGCCAGAAGAUAAAUCUAAACAUGGAGGCUCAUGGCCCAAUGCAGCCACACCCUCAGCGUUGGAGACCCAUUUAUAUAGCAGCGACAGUGAGAUGUUUGGGGGCUCACACGCCCCUAAUCCAGUGGAGAGCUCUUCUAUGAAAGUAUCCGGGAAACGCUUAGAGGAGCUGAUGAAUUGUAAGCCAGAUAAAUUGCGUUUGAAGAAGUCUAUCAGCACGAUUGUUGAAUCCGAUUUCGAGCCACUAGAGCCAAUGAGUUCCAACGAUACCUUCACGGAGGCGUGGAGGAAUUCGAAUUUGAAUAGGGUACCAAACCAACAAAACCCACGGAUCGGCGGACUUUAUCGUCGGAGCGAAAAGCUAAAGUUCCAGCCCAUUGAUCGCCUAGACGCGGGCUGGGUUGGUCUACCGCUGUUCAAGAACUCGGAGGAAUCCCUGAAGAGGACACAGUACUUUGUGACCGAGUUCGAUAAGCUGAGUCACGCUGAUAAGGUGCAGGACAUAGAGUUGCGAAUGGACCAGUUGCGGUGGCUCCACGCAACGACGGAUCAUGAAUAUCGCCAGCACUAUCGGAAACAGAGUAUUCCCUUUAAGAAGGUCUUGACUAAUUCGGUGCAGUAUGCGUGUCCUUUAAACUACGACGAAUGUCCGGCCGUGAAGAACGACACUCUAUUAUCACACUUCAUAUGCUGGCAUUUGGAUGAGCCGGGGAAGGAGUUGCGUGAGAUUUUCGAUGGCGAACAGGUGCUAAUGGUCUUCACUCCCAGGGCCUUCCAGCUGGGCAAGACAGAGUGCCUUUCCGUGCUGGUUUACGGGGGCGUUCGGAAUAAGUCCUGCACCCUGCCCGGCGUCAGAUUUAUGCCCACACCGAACACAGGUUUACCAGAAGCCUACGCCCAUUUUGACGGCCAUUUGCCACUGCUCUUGAUGAUUUGCAGGAACCGGACGGGAACUGCGGAGGGCAGGAAGGUGCGGUUCAAGGGCCUAGAAGACGAGGAGACCCUCGCUCUGUGGAUGGCCAGCAGGGAUCUGCCUUGCCCCAUCCACGUGGCUAUGACUGUACUCAGCCGACGACUAGAUGUCACUAGAAGCUCCAUCAUGAAGGUCCGAGAACUCCACAAAUCACAGGACCCUCUCGACUUCAUGUUAUCCAACAAAAACCAUAUGCGUCUCAGCAAUCACGACUUGCGCGUUUUCACCAACGAUCAUAGGGAGCCAAUAUAUUUGGAGGUUGUUGUGAAGGAGUACGCCGGUAUACCUUAAUGCCUCAUUUCAGCUCAUUUCCAAGGCGUCGACUGAAUCUCUCACAUAAUUCUUAGUGGUUGGGCCCAGUUCUCUGGACAUGCCAAUAAUGGAGGUCUUGCAUAGGUUAGAAUUUACUUUAAUCCAUUUUCCAAAAUUAUAAAAUUUUUAAUCUGUUAAGAUACUAUAUUUGGAUUUAUGAUUGUAGGCAGUUGUUUGCAACUCAAAAAAGGAAAUAUAACCAGCCAAAAACAAUAAAAAUCAGCAAAUUCAAGCGCAUAAUAAAUUUAUGAAAAGAUA
Drosophila mauritiana is the source of this 2621-nucleotide messenger RNA. RefSeq lists its product as uncharacterized. Bases 87 to 2342 code for a protein of 751 amino acids. The transcript has 2 exons. NCBI's taxonomy places the organism in Eukaryota, Metazoa, Arthropoda, Insecta, Diptera, Drosophilidae. The record is from RefSeq and is a predicted model, not a curated record.